Molecule: messenger RNA, 1691 nt
Organism: Triplophysa dalaica
Lineage: Eukaryota; Metazoa; Chordata; Actinopteri; Cypriniformes; Nemacheilidae
Gene: paqr5b
Product: progestin and adipoQ receptor family member Vb
Cellular component (GO): membrane
Molecular function (GO): signaling receptor activity
Source: RefSeq, a predicted model, not a curated record
GUAUGUCAGGUGUGUGCUGAAUGUGUGGGUGUGUUUAUAGUAGAGAUUUAUUUCUGUAGGUGUAAGUAAAUGGGUGGUGUUAACCAUGCUGGUCACAUAACAGGUGGAGUGGAAUGUUUAUAUGUGCAUCUGUACCUGGCUGUGCUUGUAUGUAUUCAUCUCUGACUCGUGCAGUCAGGGCCGUUCAUAUGGGGAACAUGUUCAGCAUAAUGAAACUACCACGCGUCUUCACUGUCCACCAGGUGCCCAAGGCAUUCCAUGAGGACAGUAUUAUAUCUGGUUAUCGACACCCUCGCAGUUCGGCCACAGAUUGUGUGCUCAGUCUCUUUCAGCUCACCAACGAAACCCUCAAUGUCUGGACACAUUUUCUACCAACAUGGUAUUUUCUAUGGAAGCUGAUGACUGUUUUGUUGACGGAGAAUGUGUGGUAUGAUGAGUACACAUGGCCUCUUCUGGUCUAUCUAUUCUCCUGUUGUGUGUACCCAUUGGCAUCCAGCUGUGCACAUACCUUCAGUACCAUGUCUACUCGUGCCCGACAUAUCUUCUUCUUUUUUGACUAUGGGGCUCUAUCUCUCUACAGUCUCGGUUCAGCGAUCAGCUAUUCUGCAUAUGUUAUACCUGAUGCUUGGGUCAAUAGCACCUUUCACAGAUGUUACAUCCCCAUUGCUGUAUUUAACUCCAUACUGUCAACCAGCUUGGCCUGCUACUCAAGAUUCUCUGAGAGAGAGAGCUGGAAGUGGAGUAAAGUAUUUCGUGUUCUAGCUUUCACCUACCCCUACCUGUUUGACAACAUACCUCUCUUAUAUAGGUUAGUUCUGUGUGUAGGCGAGGGCUGCACUGAUAAUGAGGCAAACUCUCUUCAUGUUCAACACACACUAUUGGCAUUUCUUACUGGCUUCCUGUUUGCAACGCAUCUACCUGAGAGACUGGCACCUGGACGCUUUGACUAUAUAGGACACAGUCACCAGCUUCACGUGUGUGGAGUCAUUGGGACUCACUUCCAAAUGAAGGCUAUAGAAACUGACAUGGUGCUACGACGGUCACAACUGCUGAUCAGUGCCCCAGACAUCACCAUAAGCAACACAGUUGGAGCUGCUCUGGUUUGUGUCUGCAUCAGUCUUGGGAUCAUCUAUUAUUUUAGUCUACCUCUGCUCCAUAGAUCCACACCCCAUAAAGACAGCUGCACCAAUGAAAAGAAAUGCACCGAAUGAAUGAAAAACCGGUAGAACUUUAAUUGAUUGCAAUCUUUCACAGGUAUUCUGAUUACGAAAGUAAUUAUUAAAAUGUGUUUAGAACAUUUUUAGAGGAUAAUUCACAAUAUACCGUUAUUAUAUUUACUCCAAGUGGGGUUUGUAAGUUUACAGAAGCCACACAGCUUGAGAUUGUGAACAAAGACUGGAUGAAUGCAUUAGCCUACUACUCAGGUGAGAUCAAGUAUUGGCACUGACUGUUAGUCUCAGAUCAAGUCGUUGGGAAGGGAGGUGUCUAUCAUUGUACUAUAUAUUUUUUGAUGUAUUCUUAAAUACAGAGUCAAUCAAUAUAAGCCUACAAUUUUAAAGCAAUGAGUACAUUUUUAUGGUGAACUUUUCCUCUCUGUUAAAACAACAAAAGUACAUUUUGUCCAAAGCGACUUACAUUGCAUUAUCCUAUACACUUAUAUGUGCAAUACCCUGAGAUCGAACCCACGUCCU